This is a messenger RNA of Eurypyga helias (sunbittern), 1352 nucleotides long. It is a transcript of the gene PMPCA, whose product is annotated as peptidase (mitochondrial processing) alpha. Gene Ontology annotation, cellular component: mitochondrion. Gene Ontology annotation, molecular function: metalloendopeptidase activity; metal ion binding. The transcript has 11 exons. Lineage: Eukaryota; Metazoa; Chordata; Aves; Eurypygiformes; Eurypygidae. The annotation marks the transcript as partial. The record is from RefSeq and is a predicted model, not a curated record.
UUCUUAUAAAUUCGGGAUCAAGACACGAAGUGAAAUACCUCAGCGGCAUCGCUCACUUCUUGGAAAAGCUGGCCUUCUCCUCCACAGCUCAGUUUGGCAGCAAAGAUGAAAUUCUCCUCACCUUAGAGAAGCACGGGGGCAUUUGUGACUGCCAGGCAUCCAGGGACACCAUAAUGUACGCGAUUUCCGCUGACGCCAAAGGUCUGGAUACUGUGGUCAACUUGCUGGCUGACGUCGCGCUGCAGCCCAGGUUGUCAGAUGAAGAAAUCGAGAUGACUCGAACAGCUAUACGCUUUGAGCUGGAAGACUUGAACAUGAGACCUGACCCAGAGCCUCUCCUCACCGAAAUGAUCCAUGCGGCAGCCUACAGAGACAACACAGUGGGGCUGAACAGGUUCUGCCCGGUGGAAAAUACCGACAAAAUCGAUCGCCAAGUCCUGCAUUCCUACCUGCGGAACUACUACACGCCCGACAGGAUGGUGCUUGCUGGGGUGGGGAUCGAGCACGAGCAGUUGGUGGAGUGUGCAAAGAAGCAUCUGCUCGGAGCGGAGCCGGUGUGGGGCAGCGGGCAGGCCAAGGACGUGGACAGAUCUGUGGCUCAGUACACGGGAGGCAUUGUCAAGGUUGAAAAAGAUAUGUCAGAUGUGAGUCUGGGCCCCACUCCCAUCCCAGAGCUUACCCACAUCAUGAUUGGGUUAGAAAGCUGCUCAUUUUUAGAGGAAGAUUUCAUCCCCUUUGCGGUAUUAAACAUGAUGAUGGGAGGCGGUGGCUCUUUUUCAGCCGGAGGGCCUGGCAAGGGCAUGUUCACCCGCCUCUAUCUCAAUGUGCUCAACAGGCACCACUGGAUGUAUAACGCAACCUCCUACCACCACAGUUACGAGGACACGGGCCUCCUGUGUAUACAUGCCAGUGCAGAUCCGAAACAGGUUCGGGAGAUGGUGGAAAUCAUCACAAGAGAAUUCAUCCUGAUGGCAGGAGCGGUAGGAGAGGUAGAACUUGAGCGAGCGAAGACGCAGCUGAAGUCCAUGCUCAUGAUGAACCUGGAGUCUCGGCCUGUUAUCUUUGAAGAUGUGGGACGGCAAGUGUUGGCAACAAACACAAGGAAGCUACCUCAUGAGCUCUGUGACCUCAUCAGUCAGGUGAAAUCUACUGAUAUCAAGAGAGUAGUCACUAAGAUGCUUCAUAAAAAACCAGCGGUGGCUGCACUGGGUGACUUAACAGAUUUGCCCACUUACGAACACAUCCAGGCAGCGCUUUCCAGUAAGGAUGGGCGACUCCCUCGGAUGUACCGUUUUUUUUCGCAGCCCGCACGAGAGACUUGCUUCUUUUUUAAUAUGUUUUUGAGAUUGUAA